CUUCACAUCCAGUAAGCAGUGAUCCUACGAUGAAUACCUUGAGCCGACAAAAGUUUCCCAAGGUCUUUCCUUUUUGUAAACCCCAUUGUCGCUUUUCUCUCAGCCGGAGAGGAAAGUCGAAAACCCUUCGCCGGCGUAUGAAGCGGCUGCGAUCGGAUAUGGAAGAAAUAAGUGAGGAACAAGGGAAGAUCAAAGAAGGGCAAAGACAAGUGAGAGUAAAAUUUGAAGCCGUGGAAAUGGAAUGCGAGCAGCUCCGAAGGGAGACUAACAUGGUAAUGCAGCAGAGCAUGAGCACCCAGCUCCGCCUUGCUUUCAUGUUCCAAAUUUUGAAAGCCAGAGAAAACCAAGACUUCAACCAAGCCGCUCAACUCACCGCCGCUCUCCGGGAGCUGAUAGCCAGAGAGAAAGCAUGAAGCAGUGAGAAAUAUCAGAAGGGUGGUGAAGAGGAGCAGCUCUUUCUAUUGUAUAAACUGAAAAUUAAUUAAUCGUUUUAUGUAUGUCGUUGUAGUCAAUGUAAUUCUCUACUAAUUAUGGUUUUAUCCUUUCGUG
Molecule: messenger RNA, 549 nt
Organism: Hibiscus syriacus
Lineage: Eukaryota; Viridiplantae; Streptophyta; Magnoliopsida; Malvales; Malvaceae
Exons: 3
Coding region: 30-413 (127 amino acids)
Source: RefSeq, a predicted model, not a curated record